Parasteatoda tepidariorum (common house spider) is the source of this 453-nucleotide messenger RNA. Its product is annotated as endothelin-converting enzyme 1. The record is from RefSeq and is a predicted model, not a curated record. Gene Ontology annotation, cellular component: plasma membrane. NCBI's taxonomy places the organism in Eukaryota, Metazoa, Arthropoda, Arachnida, Araneae, Theridiidae. Gene Ontology annotation, molecular function: metalloendopeptidase activity. Gene Ontology annotation, biological process: proteolysis.
AUACUACAGAUGAGAGAGAUUUGGCGACCACUCAUUGGCGACGCAGUACAUGACACAGACAUUGUCAGCACGUGUAAAAGUAAUUUGGCAGUCAUCAUUUCUGCUUUAAAUCAAGCAUCUCCCAGGAUGUCGGCAAGGUAUGUUCUGUGGAGGAUGCUUACGCAGAUUGUGCAGUAUCUUGGAAAUGAUUUCCGAAAUUUACAGCUUUAUUACACAGGCUAUGUUCCUUUCUGGAAGCAUUUUUACGAUAAGAAUUGGCAAUCUUGCGCUGAUUUCAUUCGACAGGAAUUGGGAAUUGCUUCAUUCAAGUUUUUGGAAGAGUACGGUUUCAUUACAGGUCAACAACUAGAAAACAUAAAGAAUGUUUUCACAAAACUGAAAACAGAGAUUUUACAAAUUACAAGAGCGAAUUCACGACUCAGUCGUCUGACUAAAAAGUUAUUUCAGAACAAA